Venustampulla echinocandica is the source of this 1773-nucleotide messenger RNA. RefSeq lists its product as uncharacterized. The coding region runs from base 1 to 1773 and encodes 590 amino acids. The record is from RefSeq and is a predicted model, not a curated record. Lineage: Eukaryota; Fungi; Ascomycota; Leotiomycetes; Helotiales; Pleuroascaceae. The transcript has a single exon.
AUGCCACCAGCCAAACCUAUCCCUUUUCCGGAUGACUUCGGAACCGCAGAUGAGUAUGUCGAUUCACUCCUGCGAUUCUCUGCUUCAUCUACCCUCUUCCAGACAUUGUGUGGCGGAGUCCACAUCCUCGACUUCUUCACAAGUGAACCGAGCCUGUAUCAUAAAGUUAUCCCGGAAGAAUGGCGAUCGUGGCUGUUAGCCCGUGAGCCAAUGGAUUUACUAGACUUUUUGAUGCGCGAUGAGCUGGAGCAACCACGGGAAGAUGAACCGCCUGAGAGUUUGACCGCAUAUGUCAAAGUGAUAAGAAAGCACUCCCUACGAAGAGAUCUACCCCCUGGCCAGAAAGAGACGAAACUCGCCAGGCACGUGGCUGUUGGCAUGAUCCCUAAAAAGGUCCACGAGGUUAGCCGGUUUUCAGAUUUAGUUUCCCAAAUCGCAGAGUACUCUGGAGAGCAGAUCACUCAUUUCGUUGACUUUGGAAGUGGCCAAAACUAUCUUGGUCGCGCUUUGGCUAGUCCGCCAUACAAUAAGCACGUCGUGGCUGUCGAAAGCAAAGAGCUGAACGUCAAGGGAGCUAAAAGAAUGGACAUCUUUGCCGGGGUAGGGGAAAGAGAGAAGGUCAUGCGAAAUAAGAAAGCAUACCGUCAGAUCCGGGAUAGUGUCACGCCAGUUGAGUCGACGAAGGACAAUGCACGAAGAGCAGUCAAUAGAGUGAAGCCUCCCGUGAUCGCCGGGGUUGACUUUAGACCUAUGAAGGAUCUCGACACGGUAUACACUCAUACAGAAGGGAAAGGCUAUAUGCAAUAUGUAGAAGCAACCCUUCAUAAUGGGGACCUCUCGAGUGUGGUGGGCCAGAUCGAGAAAAUCGAGGGGGAUACUAAACUAAGCUCCUCGCGAAUCGCCAAUAGCGAUUCUGCGGACCGUGAAGCUCUUGAUUCAAUGUCGAGCCCUGAGAAAAUUCGUAUCAUGGCAGUCUCCAUACACUCCUGCGGAAAUCUUUCACACCACGCAAUCCGUUCUCUCGUGCUUAACACAACCGUACAAGCCAUCGCGAUUGUGGGUUGUUGCUACAACCUACUUUCCUCCCGUCUUGGGCCACCAACCUUGAAGCAUCCUCAUCUUCGACGUAACUUGCAAGCAAUUAACGCUCCUGAAGGCAGUAAACAGCUGUCUGAUGGCGACCCGCACGGGUUUCCCAUGAGCGAGCGCCUGGCAACAUAUGGCGAGGAGGGUUUCAGACUAAACAUCACUGCGAGGAUGAUGGCAGUUCAAGCACCACAGAAUUGGGCGGCCAAGGAAAGCGACUCAUUCUUUACGAGGCAUUUCUACCGAGCUCUGCUGCAGAAACUGUUUCUCGAUUACGGUGUGGUGUCGAAGAUAGCGGACAGCGAUAGUCCAGAUAGUACCGAACCGGUAAGCAUUGGCUCGCUGAGGAAGGGAUGUUACGGCUCAUUCACAACUUACGUCCGCGGUGCGCUGGAAAAGCUCAAGCAAGACCCUGAGAAGAACCUUCCUUUGGACGACAAAAUGGGAGGCAUCACAGAUGAAGAGCUGGAAUUGUACUGGCUGCAACAUAAGGAAUGGAAGAAGGAAUUAAGUGCCAUCUGGUCGUUGAUGGCGUUUAGCGCUGGGGUCGUUGAGAGCCUGAUUGUAGUCGAUCGUUGGCUAUUCUUAAAAGAGCAGAAACAUCUGGUGAGGGAUUGCUGGGUCCAGCCUGUGUUUGAGUAUCAGCAGAGUCCGCGUAACCUCGUCGUUGUCGGGUUAAAACGCUGA